AUGACCUCGUCUCUCUCGCCAGCCCAGGCUCCAGUCGAGAAACCAUCACCUCCUCCCGUGGCUAUCCUCCCCGCGCAGGUCGCGCAAAUAUACUCGUUUGUGCAUCCAGCCCUUCUCCUCAGCUUAUACGCCUUUCGAUUUAAGGCAUUGGUAGCGGAGCCUGUGCAGGAACUUCUCGCAGAUCUCCCAUGGUUGGCCCUUCUGCAACUUUUAUACGUAAUCGUCUGCCUGCCCCCCGCCGGAUCAGCCCCGGCCGCAGAUAGCUCGGUACCAGAUAGCAAGGCGUCCGCUCGCUCGUCGUCAGGCCCCGGUGCUGUUCUUCGCUCCAGUAAACCGGGACUUCGGAAGAGGCACAGUGGUGGGAAGAACGAUUGGUCUCGAGUCUGGGCUAAGUUGAUGCCAACUUUCCUUUCUUUCGCUCUGACCUCGUUCCUUGCAACCCCUGUCCUUGCAAUCCUCCUUGUACUCUUCGGUGCUCCUCUGACUACCCAUAAUGUCGAGACGGUUCUCUGUGCAGCCCAUAUGGCUCUGUUGUCCGCCACCCCUCUGAUCUACGUGCACGGCGUGGACGGGGCAGUCUGGCGUGAGGUCUGGGGUAUCGCCAGGCCUGCAGAUGCUGUCUGGGGCAGUGCCCUAGGCACUGGACUGGGAGCCUGGUUUGGUGCCAUCCCGAUCCCACUGGAUUGGGACCGCCCAUGGCAGGCUUUCCCCAUUACUAUUCUGACCGGUGCUUACAUUGGGUAUGCACUAGGCUCGGUGAUCUCGCGAACCCCAUUCAUUUACGGGAAACGGAUCCAAUUCGUGCCAGAGGAGGACGACGAUGAGAAGAAAACCAAUUAA
Penicillium chermesinum is the source of this 840-nucleotide messenger RNA. Its product is annotated as PIG-F family protein. NCBI's taxonomy places the organism in Eukaryota, Fungi, Ascomycota, Eurotiomycetes, Eurotiales, Aspergillaceae. The coding region runs from base 1 to 840 and encodes 279 amino acids. Gene Ontology annotation, biological process: GPI anchor biosynthetic process. Gene Ontology annotation, cellular component: endoplasmic reticulum membrane. The transcript has 3 exons. The record is from RefSeq and is a predicted model, not a curated record.